Molecule: messenger RNA, 477 nt
Organism: Protopolystoma xenopodis
Lineage: Eukaryota; Metazoa; Platyhelminthes; Monogenea; Polystomatidea; Polystomatidae
Source: the annotation of a GenBank genome assembly
CUUUUGGGCGCCGGUUCGGAUCCCGAGUCAUACGAACUGCAUUUGUGUGCCAAAGAUUACUGCUUUGGUCGUUCCGACCGCUUGAUCGGCCUCACCGUGCUUCAACUGCGUGAUCUAGCGGCCAGUGCAGGCUCAGCAGGAUUCGAUGGAUUGGAAAGUGCCGGAGGAAGUGAUGGCAUUGGAGGGAGAACUGGUGGCCAUGGUAGUGGGGCAUGCGCAUGCUGGUGUCGACUGGGACGAAGGCUUCACCUGGAUGAUACUGGCUGGACCAUACUACGCAUUUUGUCUCAAAGACCACAGGAUGAAGUGGCACGGGACUUCGUAAAAAUAAAAUCAGAGGUUCGUAGCCAGGAUGAUUCUGAUCAGCCCGAUGCAAACUUUGGUCCACAACCACUUCCAAAUUCUUUUCAGGCCUCCCAUCCUUAUAAGAACAUUGGUGCUGGUCGGCAGUGCCUACAGACCCCGGCAAAGGGUUGA